Molecule: messenger RNA, 1404 nt
Organism: Bufo bufo (common toad)
Lineage: Eukaryota; Metazoa; Chordata; Amphibia; Anura; Bufonidae
Gene: PHAX
Product: phosphorylated adaptor for RNA export
Exons: 5
Coding region: 118-1269 (383 amino acids)
Biological process (GO): snRNA export from nucleus
Cellular component (GO): nucleus
Source: RefSeq, a predicted model, not a curated record
UGGCGGAUCAGUGCGCUCCAGUUUCCCGCCAUUCUCUCUGCCGGAAGUAACGUCCGGUCCCCGCUAUCAGUUGCCGCCUCCUUGCUGUUUGACGUGAUUCCGCCUCAGCCUAGUGUUAUGGCGCUGGAAAGCAGCCGGGGAACCAUGGAGGGUGCAGACCUGGAAGACGGGGAGCUCAGCGGCUCUGACACUGACAUGAAGGUGUCACGGCCGGCAGACAGAGCUCCGGUGCAGAAAUUUAAUGUUGUCAACCAUGAUAAAGGCUACAGGAGUGACCCGUCGCUUCCAGCCAGCGUGCCCUAUAGGAAUUUCGAGAACGUUGACUCUAGUGAUGAUAGUGCAAGUGACUCUGAUGAGGAUGAUGGUUCUCCAUGGAAACGGAAACGGCAGAAGACCUCCAACCCUCCCGCUAAUGUUUCCAGACCGACCCAGUUUGUGUUCCCUAAUCAGAAGAAGCCAGCGAAGAAUAACAUCUGGGGGGCAGUGCUCCAGGAGCAAUCUCAAGAGGCAGUAGCCAAUGAUCUGGGGAUCAUGGAUAUGGAUGGCCUCAUCGAUAUGAGCAGGCAGUCCGAAACGUAUAAUUAUGUUCUGGCCAAAAAAAUCAUGGCAAAGGCGGGCAAUGAGGAAAAGUUGGGCUUGGACAAAGAACUCGAAGAUUAUAUGAACGAAGAUAGGGAGCACUUGAAGAGGAAGCGACCCAUGAAGGAGAGAUUAGGUGAAAAGGUAGACAUGGACUACAAGGGUCGAUAUGAAAUAACUGAGGCCGAUCCACAAGACAAAGUUACUGAUGAAAUUGCAUACAGACUCCAUGAGCCCAAGAAAAAUCUGAUUGAGCGAGUUGUGAAAACUAUUGGCACAAAGAAGGCAAUCGAGCUCCUUAUUCAAACAGCAGAGGUGGAACAAAAUGGAGGACUUCUUGUGUUGAAUGGUACCAGGAGGAGAACUCCCGGCGGGGUUUAUCUAACUCUUCUGAAAAGCACGCCAAGUAUUACAUCUGAUCAAAUAAAGGAAAUAUUUUAUGUGGAAAACCAGAAGGAAUAUGAGAGUAAAAAGGCUGCAAAUAAGAGAAGACAUCACCUACUUGGGAAGAAGAUGAAAGAAGCCAUCAAAGGUCUGAAUUUUCAAGAACACGACGAUACGUCUAGAGAAACCUUUGCUAGUGACACGAAUGAAGCGCUGGCAUCCUUAGAUGAUGAAACCACAGAAAUGAAGGCCGAAACUGAAGAUGCCUUUGAGAUUGACAAUUCCCAUGACCUGGAAACCUUUUAACUGAAAUAACGUUAAGACGCUGCAGAUGUUGAGGCUGAAUAUUAGGCUACUUUCACACUUUCUUUUCCGGCAUUAAGUUCCGUCACAGGGGCUCAAUACCGGAAAAGAACUGAUCAGUUUUAUCCCCGUUCAAAA